Lathyrus oleraceus (garden pea) is the source of this 945-nucleotide messenger RNA. RefSeq lists its product as uncharacterized. The coding region runs from base 1 to 945 and encodes 314 amino acids. NCBI's taxonomy places the organism in Eukaryota, Viridiplantae, Streptophyta, Magnoliopsida, Fabales, Fabaceae. The transcript is spliced from 3 exons. The record is from RefSeq and is a predicted model, not a curated record.
AUGUCUGAAAAGGAGAAAUUUGUGGCUUCUCUCACUGAUAAUGCUUCCUACUCUGAAAAACAUGACGAGGCAAAUGUUGUGAUUGAUUUAGAGGAUGGUAGCUCUGAUGAUCAAAAGGAAAGCUUGAUUUAUCACAUGAAGCCAAGUGUGGCUAAACGCAUGAAGACUCACAAAGGAAAAUCUGUGGCUGAACUUAUGUCAGCUAGAAAAGCUAAGAAGACUGCAGGUAUUGGCCCCUCCAAACCAUGGAGCAAGGUUGAAGUAAAGAAGAGGAAGGUCAAAGAUGAUUUUGAGCCUGAAGAGGAUGUUGAGGAAGAUUUCCCUGACAUCUCGCUUGCAAAGAAAACUAUUGUUAGGAAGUCUCCUGUUAAAGUCCCUGUUGUUCAUUUGGAUAACAUAUCCUUCCAUCUUGAGGAUGGAGCUGCUAAGUGGAAAUUUAUGAUUCAGAGAAGGGUAGUUGUGGAAAGGGAGUUGGGAAAAGAUGUUGCUGAUGUCAAGGAGGUCAUGGACCUGAUAAAAGUUGUUGGGCUGUUGAAAAUUGUUGUUGGGUUCUCUCAAUGCUAUGAAGGUUUAGUUAAGGAAUUUAUUGUUAACAUUCCUGAGGAUAUUUCUGAUAAGAACAACAAGGAGUUCUGCAAGGUGUAUGUGAGGGGCAGAAAAGUUGAGGGUGCAGGAGAAUUAGAAGUUACAAACAAUCAAGUAUGUAGGGAGAUUACAGCUAGGCAGGUAAAAGUUUGGUUUGUUAAAAAGCAUCUUGCUGCUGGAAAGUUGACUGUCAACUUGGAGCAGGCUGAGGGUGAAAAUAUUGAACAUGCUAAUGCCAGCCAUGAAGAAGAAGCUGAAAACCACACCUCUAGUGAGAGGUCUGCAAACAAUGAUGAUGCCAGUGGAAAUUCUGGUUCUGGUGAUGCUGAAGAGGCUGCAAACUCAAGCUCUACUGAGUAG